AUGAAUGACCCCAGGGACCAACAGAUUGACUCUGAUGAUGUGCUAACAGAAGAUUCAUCAGAUGAAUUGAAAGACUUGGUGAAGGAGUUUGAGUUGAAAUAUGCAGAAAUAAAAAAGAGCAAAGCCUUGAAAAAACGUCGUUCACAGUCACCACUGGAAGACAUGCCGAAUAAAAAGAAAUUGCAUCAGCCGGAGAUCCCAAGAACCCCAGAAAAGGUUAAAGUUCACUUGGAUAAGGUAGCAGAAGAACCGAAGCAAAGGCUAUUUACCGGGAAGGAUCAUCGAGAUUCCAAGGUAAAAGAAUCAAGUUUUUUAAACAAGCUCUACGAGACAAGUAAUAAAGUCAGUGAAGAAGAUGAUCAUAAAAUAGAUUUUAGUAAGAGGAAGUUUGAGUUUCAAUUGGAAAAGUAUACUUAUACGCCGAAGGACGUCGUUGAUGACCUAGAACCGAUAUCCAAACUUUAUUUGCGCAGAAGAUACCUUGCCCAACCGCAAAUUGCUAAAAUCAUUGCCGAAACUGAUAGCAACAUGAAGUUCCUUAAAAUUGACAAGUUUUUGGCCAAAACUCAUAAAUCAAACAACUAUGCUGAACCCAAGUAUUGUAAUUGGUGUCUUGUUGCCUUUGUAUUGCGCAAAGAGCCAAUACAGAUUGCUGCCAACAACUCCAAAUACAUCAAGUUGAAGGUUGGAAAUUUUAUGAAUUCUGUAGACUUGAUGCUUUUCGAUAAUGCAUUCCAGAAAAACGGGAAGGUCCAACCGGGUGAUUUAUUGUUCAUAUUAAAUCCAUUGAUUAACAAGUAUGAAAUACAAGUUGGCAAGUCCCAGUUUCAGUCUGGGUUCAAUUUGAAAGUAGACAACUCCAAUGUGUCGAGUAUUUUAGAGAUAGGGUCGUUGAGAGAUUUUGGGUUUUGCAAGUUCACGAGAAAGCUAGACAACACCAGAUGCAAAAGAGCCAUCAACACAAGGACACAAGAAUUUUGCGAUAUCCAUUUGGAUAUGAAAUUUAGGUCUAGUACCAGAAUGGAAUUGAAUGGAAGUGUCUCGAUUAGAUCCCCACAAAAAGAUAAGAAAAAAAUGUACAUGACUAAAAGCGGUUCGGGCUUUAUCAAGCAAUAUAACGAAGAGAGUACUGUUAUAGGGACAAGCUACGGUUCGCCUCUUGAUCCAAAAAGGUAUCAGGAUCCGAAAGUACUACAAACUCAAAUCAAACGGCGGAAACUAAUAGACGAUAAGGCAAAUGAGAUGCUUGAACAAAAGCUAUCGAAAUUAGGUUCGGCUUCAUUGUUAAACAAUUUACAAUUAUCCAAAAAAAGGGAAGCAACUGACAAAUUUGCGAGUGAUCAUCUGAAGAGCAAGGGGUUCACGAACACAAUGCUUUCACAUAUCGGGUUUGACCCAACGGGUGCGUCUUUGAACCAAAACAGUACCCCGUUCGGCAGCAAGCUGAGUGAAAAAUCACGAGCACGGGAGUUGCAUGAUUUGAGUGUUAAAACAUCUAGUCAUAAGUCAUUAUCUACGUCUAAACAGGAUCGCCAGUCGAAAGUUGCAAAAUGGAAUACAAAUAUCAGAACUUUACAAAAUUACGAUCAACGUGUUGCAAAUCACUCUUUGAGUACGUCCCGUCCGUUGCAGAAUCUUGCGGGAAAGCAAAAAACUGUUGGUCUAGUAGAUAAAAGGAAAAGGGUGGUUGUUUCAGAUGAUGAUGAGCAACAAGAAAUGGACGAAGAUGAAGAAGAAAUUGAAAUCCAAUUCAAUGACGAAAAGUCUAAGAUGUCCUAUAUGAAAAUGACUGGAUAUAGAUAA
Messenger RNA from Candida dubliniensis CD36, 1803 nucleotides. RefSeq lists its product as uncharacterized. Gene Ontology annotation, biological process: DNA replication initiation; DNA replication. Bases 1 to 1803 code for a protein of 600 amino acids. The transcript has a single exon. The record is from RefSeq and is a predicted model, not a curated record. Lineage: Eukaryota; Fungi; Ascomycota; Pichiomycetes; Serinales; Debaryomycetaceae. Gene Ontology annotation, cellular component: replication fork protection complex; nucleus. Gene Ontology annotation, molecular function: single-stranded DNA binding; DNA replication origin binding.